This is a messenger RNA of Cheilinus undulatus (humphead wrasse), 1074 nucleotides long. RefSeq lists its product as uncharacterized. Bases 652 to 1008 code for a protein of 118 amino acids. The transcript is spliced from 5 exons. The record is from RefSeq and is a predicted model, not a curated record. Lineage: Eukaryota; Metazoa; Chordata; Actinopteri; Labriformes; Labridae.
UCAAGUUCUGUUUCAGGUAACUUAAACCAGAACUUAAUCCCUGGCUGCUUGUGGAUGCUUUUUUAAACUUUAAAAGUCUUAACAAACUGAUAUUCGACGGAAUAUGGAAUAUUUCACAGUCUAGAGCCCUGAGAGUUGGUCUUAAAAGUCGCUGUUAUAUUUUUUGCUGAGUGGAAGUCGAGUAUUUAAUUUCUAAGCUAGCACCCAUUAGCAAGUGUAGCAUUUGGACCCAGCAGUACUACCUGACUUGAUAGCUCCUCCGGUGGAUUCCAUACGGUGAAGCAUGUAGCCGCACCUCCUCUUCUUCAGCCUCGAUGGAUCCCUCCCCUCCUCGUGCUCCUCCCCUACCCCUGCCUCCCAGUGUGCGCCCCAUAAAUCUCCAUCUGCACUACAUGUGUUUUGUGUGAACACUCACAGAAAACGAGAAUGAGAGAAAUUGAGGACGAGAUUGGAGGCACUUGGCGAGGUUAUAAAGAAGCUCAUUUCUCUUUCUCCCAAUACCCUCCUUCUGGCUCUGUUGCUCGCUUGCUCCCUGAGCUGCUUCGCGGACUCGUCAUCAAAACACACAGUGAGGCGUGCUGCUGGUGCGCUCACUCCCUGUAGCUUGUGGACGCACACAUACAUAGUCUCACACUGGAGCCAACAUUCAAGAUGCAGCAGCAAGACAGCAUGUCUUCUGAUUCCUUGUCAGAUGUGCGGUGCCCAUCGAGACACUGGAUGUCGCGCGGACACUCCUAUGAAGAGCAGACUGUGUGGAACCCAAAGUACUGUGUGGUAGCUGACUGUCAGAUGCUGCUUCUGAAUGAGGAGGAGGUGAUCCAUCCCUUGUUUUUGCAGGAGCGGCGCUCUGCAUCAUGCAAGGUUCAUCUCCUGCGUCGCACCAUCAGUGUUCCCGUGGAGACACAGUUUCCAGAGUUUCACAGCCAGCUGUCCACCGGGAGCGGAAUCUCUUUUUGGCCUAUCAACAUCUCGCUCAUUCAUGUCAAGAUUUGCAAGGAAACUGUUUAGGCUUCAUAUACGUUCUUGUACCAGCAGUUGAACAUUGGUAUCACACAAUCAGCCAGGUGGAUGAGU